AUGCGCCAGCACGGCAGCGCAGCUAGACGAACCAGCCUCUUCAGGGACCCAUACGCGCCAUCGGCCUCCCAGGCGCCUCCGCAGGCAUCCGGUCCGCCCCCGGCGGGCCCUCCCCCCGGCGGUCCCCCCCCUUCAGCAGGACCUCCUCCCGGUGGACCGCCUGCGGGCGCCAGGCCGACGCCUCCGCCGCCCAGAGCCUCAGCACCCCCAGCGGCGAGGCAUCCCGCCGGCGACCGCAGUCACAUCCCGGCCAAUGCACAGCGCCUAGUGGAGGUGUUCAGCUCGGAUAUGCAAAGGGUCGCCAGCAAGGCGCCAGCGUCGUUCGGGCCUCAGGUUAAGGACACGCAGAAGCGUCUCAACCUCUUGUUCGACCACCUCAACAACCAAGAACUGGUGCAGCCUGAUACGAUUGAGAAGCUCAACCAGAUCGCCGAGGCUCUUCAAGCGAGGGACUACGACGGGGCGCAGGCCCUGCAGGUGGAAGUUCAGCGUGAGAAGACGACGGAGUGCGGCAACUGGAUGGUCGGUGUCAAGCGACUGAUCAGCAUGAGCAAGGCUACACCUUGA
Molecule: messenger RNA, 567 nt
Organism: Verticillium dahliae VdLs.17
Lineage: Eukaryota; Fungi; Ascomycota; Sordariomycetes; Glomerellales; Plectosphaerellaceae
Product: transport protein SEC31
Exons: 3
Coding region: 1-567 (188 amino acids)
Biological process (GO): endoplasmic reticulum to Golgi vesicle-mediated transport; endoplasmic reticulum organization; intracellular protein transport
Cellular component (GO): endoplasmic reticulum exit site; COPII vesicle coat
Molecular function (GO): structural molecule activity
Source: RefSeq, a predicted model, not a curated record